GAAACCUAUAUGGCAUUAUUUUAUGAAUAUUUUGGGAAUUUCUAGAAAGAUCGAUUGUGAUUCUAUCCGUCAACUGCUUAUGAAUUGGUGGAUGAAUACUAGUAGUAAAACUGUAAUUGAUCUCUUUAGACACAAUAUCCCAGGUAUAAUUUGUUGGUUUGUGUGGAAGUAUUACACAGGCAUCAUUUGGGGCAACAAUGACAAUCCUCCUACUACAGAGCACAUUAUUUUUCAGAUUGAAAUUUAUAUGCAGGCUUGGGCUUCGAGUUUUAGCAUCUUAAUAGUUCGCUCAGUUGGGGAUGUUCUUUUUGAGGAAAAACUCAUUCCUAAGAACUUCAAAACUUCAGGAGGAGGUACGCAUUUGAGAAAUCAGAACGGUGAGCUGGUCGCUGCAAUUUCAUUUCCGUUGAUAGCUUCCACGAGCUUGGAAGCAGAGAUUCAAGCUAUUCUCACUGCUACCGGAUGGGCGAUUGGGGAAGGCAACUCGCAGUUCCUUGUUUAGAGUGAUGCGGCGCAAGUGCUCUCUUGUUUCGACCAGAUAGGCGGUCAGUGGAAUGGCCUAAUUCAGGAGAUGAAACACCUUCAAAUUAGGCAAUGUGUAUCUAUUGGACAUACCCUGCAUGAAUGUAAUUGGGCCGCUCACCAUUUAGCAGUUCAUUAUACAACUCAAAUGCAAAUUUUUCGUCGACCCAAAGAAUUGCUUUUAACGGCCCGUCAGGCUUAUUUCAGGGAUUUAUUUGGGCUGCCCUCUUUCAGAUGUUUCUAUUAGUUUACUUGCUCAUUGAAUUCUUUGUUAUAUUUUUAGCUCUUUUGGGUCAGGUCUAGCCCCCCAAUUGAGCUUUCUUUUACUUACUUAUUGUAUUUUUAGAGGGAAUGCCCUCUAGAAGAGGUUUUGGUCGAGUCCCCCGCUUCAUUUUGUAUUUCCAUUUUUCUCAAUAAAAUCUGGCAAAUGUUCCCCGGCAUUUGCCCCACUGAUUUUGGUGGUUUCCCUUCCGGGUUAAAAAAAGGUUAUGCCAUUUUCUCAAGGAUAUUCCAAGUUGGUAAAAGUCUGUCCCUCCAAUAUGCAUACAUUGCGAUUGUCAAGCGACAAUUGGAAUGAUACAGAGCAACAUGUAUAAUGGUAAGUCUAGACACGUUCGUCGUAGAAAUAACACCAUUAAACAACUCCUCACAACGGGUUUUAUCACUGUUGAUGGGUAAAUGGCCCAAAUGGGAUCGGCCCAUUAACCCCUGAGGCUCACCGGACGAUCGUCCCCAAAGCCCAACAAUCUGGGGACAAAUACCCUCAGAGUGGUCCAUGACAGUGACGACGUUCGGCUCAUGCACCAAAAUGGCAGUAAGCGGUGACGACGUACGACCUCAUCUCAUGGGGUAUCUAAGCAGGCAAACAACGCAUCAGGAGAAGUACGUCAGGAGACACAGUGGCUCAACAACUUUGAAGGCACCACGGGACACCAGGCAGCCAUUGCCUAGGGACGAUUGUCGCCACCCAUUGGCGGGAAACCAUGCCAAGGAAGCCACUGUCACGUCAGGAGCGUCAGCUAAAGGCAAUACAGACGUCUCCAAGAACUUGGGGUAACUAGAGAUGCUUUC
Messenger RNA from Cuscuta europaea, 1593 nucleotides. The record is from the annotation of a GenBank genome assembly. Lineage: Eukaryota; Viridiplantae; Streptophyta; Magnoliopsida; Solanales; Convolvulaceae.